Molecule: messenger RNA, 3178 nt
Organism: Linum trigynum
Lineage: Eukaryota; Viridiplantae; Streptophyta; Magnoliopsida; Malpighiales; Linaceae
Source: the annotation of a GenBank genome assembly
GAUUCUGAUGUCUUGAAUUAUAUGCAUGAGGUGAUUGUGUUGAAUGAGUGGCUGAGUCGAGUCUUUCUAGGUCAAUGAACAAAAGGGAGACUCUUCCUUUAACCAAUUUUGCUACACUCGAAUGUCAUCGGUGGUGGUCGUCCGGGUUGCUGUUGAAGUUGCACUUGUGUUGAUGCCAAGUGGCCAAUAUGAUUCACGUAUUUUGUGCCUUUAUGAUAUGUUCCUCAAGGGUUUCAUGGUUAUAACUUUUUGAGCUUACCGGGUGUUUGAUUCGGUUUGCUUGGGGACAAGCAAAAGGUUAUGUGAGGGGGAAUUUGAUAACACUAUAUUCGAACAUGUUUUCCCCAUCAUUUCUUGAUCUUUUGAGACUGGUUUAUCGCUCUCGUGGCCUGUUUUACGCUUGUGCGUGUGAUUUAUGAUGUUUUAAGCCUUAGUGCGUGAACGGGCUCGAAGGAGCGAGUUUCGGGACAUUCUGGAGUGACUGGGCAGCGAGCACAUGGGAGUUACGGUCUAACCUGUAACUCCCCUCAAGGAGUCGUAACUGGCGAGUGGAGAAUGCAGAGUUCUAUAAAGAUUUUUGGAGUUACGAGCAAACCUUCAAAGUUACGGUCUAGGCCGUAACUCAGCCUUUGCAACCGUAACUCCUGGAUAGCGACGACAUUAAUUCUAGAGGAAUUUUUGGAGUUACGGUCUCCCUCUUCAAGUUACGGUCGAGGCAGUAACUCCUCCAAAAAAGCCGUAACUUUUGGUUUACGGAGUGCAACAACGAUGUCAUUUUCUAGAGAGUUACGGGAGGGCAAGCCAACUUAUGACAGUAACUUAGGUCGUAACACGCGAAUUCUCAGCCUUUAAAAGGGUUGCUCGGGAAAAGGCAAGGGAUCCGGAGUUUAUGAGUUCUAAAGGCAGAAAAAGAACCCUAGAGAGAAAGUGAUGAAGAGAAACCCUUGGGCAAGGAUUGGAGUGAUCUGAAGUGUUACACCGCGCUCUUCCCAAAAGUCAAAAUGAUUAUUAUACCCUUGGGUCAAGUUCCACCGUAUUAUCGAUGAGGAUUAAAAAUGUGAACUAUCGGUUCAAGAGGUGUCGAAUUUCGACAUAAAAUGAGAAAGUUACAGACAUUAAUUGAGUUUCGGAUUAAACUCACCCGUAAUUGUGAAUUUCCACAAAUAACCUUAGACAAACUAAAACCCUAGACGGCCUACCCCACUCGGCCUCACCACUACCAAUUAAACCCUCCCCCGAUCCAUUUCUAUUGCCCAACCUUUCCAAGCAGCCGCUAAACCCUUCCACUUGUGCGAGACACCGCCAACCCAUUCUUGCACUUCAGCAUGUACAACUCACCGCUCCCACCCUCGCCCUGUAUCUCUCCGCAAUAAAGCAAAGGUCUGCCGUUUCUGGCAAGCAACUAAUGGAGAGAGGGGUAGAUGACCACCUGGGGGAACAUCAAUCGGGUGAGGUGGGGACUGAAAGAACUAUCAUCGGUGAAGAGAUGACAGGGGCAAGGAGAAAAAGGAUCGGAGGCGAUCUUGACCAAGGAAUAUUAAGUCGAGGUUACGCCACAGCAGAGGGCCAGGAGUGGUGGCUCUUGACCCAGAUUCAGAGGCCGAGAUUUGGCAGCUUCAGCUCGAAUUUGGAGGAAGGCGGUGGUGCGGCUAAAUUUCCAUGCUUCAGCCGACCGAGGAGGUAACAUAUCAAUCUCUACCGUUGCGUCUUUACUCUUAGCCUUAAUAUGAUCGCAUCGUAUCUCGUGCGGGGGAUGACUCUGGCUCCAAGGAAAUUUAGAUGUUUAGGUUGUAGGAAUAAUUGUCUGAUAAAAUCAGCAAUGGUUUCCAUUCGUCAAUUAGAGGGCGAACUCAAAUAGCUAACGAUGCUUUGGUUGUCUUUUCUGGUUCCAUAGUUGGUGUUAAUUAUUCCAGUACUUGGCUUCCAUGGUGGAGUUGAGAUUAAAUUGGGAACUAGAAGUAGUUGUCGUGGUAAGCAUACCCCUAGUAACCGAGUGCAAGAGUAAUAGAUCUUUGAUGGGUACGAAAAGUAUAAGCAUACCCCUUAAACAAUUCAACAAUUCUCAUAAUGAAUAUUAGAGGAUUGUACACGAAAGAGUGACAUGGAGACAGACAAGAGGAUUACGAUAAAGCCCCAACGGAACUCGACCAGGCUUGGUGGUCUCGACAUGAUAGAUUUGGUUGUUCAGUACGGAAAUGCAUCGGUGGAAUAUCAAUAUAAUUGAGGUACUAGUUUCGAGUAAAUCAUCGCUUGCUCAAGUGCUCUUGGCUUGUCGAUCGUUUCUUGUGUUGAUCGAUAUAGAUUAUUGAGGUAAUGGUUAUGGUUUCAUCGAGUGCGAGAAUGACAUGGAUUUGGUGCCUGUUCCGUACAGUAAGAGAAGUGCAUAGAAAUUUUGUGUGGAAAUAGAAUUGGUAACUGUUGAUGGGUUGGGAUUAAAGUAGCUUCCUCCACCUGGCCUUGGAAUUUAGAGUGACGUAGGUGAUGAUGGAAAGGACAAUAUGGGAUAGUAGUUAUAUGUAUAUUCAAGAGAAAUGGGAGCUAGCAUGAGUUAGUAGAAUCUUCUUUUAAGAGUUUAUAGAAUCUCCAGCCUACUAUAAUCGUAUUAAGGUAAAUAACGAAAGUUCUAAUAGAAGAGGUUCCAAUCGUAAGGAAAUACCUCUAGGAUUUUGAAGGAGUUGAAGGAGUAGUACGAGGAUUCUACUACUAGGCAUCAAGGAGUGGAUCUAAUAAGCAAAAGCAAACAAGUAGGAGAACGAUGAAUCUCGAAAGACAGAGCUAUAGUCACUAGAUGUCAGUAGCAAUAAUGAUGGGAGGAUUUCAGGGUCCUUGACCCUAAGGAGUAGCGAGGAAGCAAUGAGCUACGAAACAAAGAGGUACCACGAGAAGUCCCUCAACUAGGGAUGGCAAUCAAACCCAUGGCCGCGGGUAUCCGACCGCCCUCGACCUAGUCAACGCGGGGAAUCCCCGCUUUGACCGGGUAUGGGGUGGGUAUGGAUAAAACCCGCAAAAAGUUUGAUGGGUAUGGGCGGGUAUGGUUUUAGCCUCCCCCGCCCCAUACCAUCCCCAUACCCGCUCCACCAAGAUAAUUUCUUCAUAUAUAAAAACAAAUAUGUGGAUCAAAUUAUAAUCUAUCAAUGAUGAAGAGGAUAACUUGAGAAAAUAAAUAGUAGAAAUGUAA